GUCAUCGGAAGAGGAGGCCCCUCGUCACCGCCUCAUCAUGGACAGUAGCCGAAGCUCCUCCGAGUCGCGGACUCUGAGCCACGUGGACUACAAGUACAGCCUGCUGGCUUCAGACGGGGACGACUAUCUCAAGAGGCCGCUGCUGCUUCAGGUGGACGCGGCGCCCAUGAACCUGUUCGCCGUCCUGGAGGUGAAGCCCGAGCCCCCGGGGAGGCGCAGCGUGCCGGGCUUCUUCCGCAGGGCGCGCCUGUGCGGCGUCCUUCUCUGCACGGCCGUCACGUUCGUCAUCGUGGCCUCGUACGUCCUGACGGGGGACAGGAAGGACCUCCUGCUCACGCCGUCGCCUUAUCACCGCUUGCUCAGCCCCGCGGGACCUUUGGCCUUCAACUUGUCGUCGGUCAGGGACGACGCGCACUUGCAGUCGGUGGUCAAGUCCAUCGCGUCCAGGGUGGAGUUCCACGCCGGACGACAGUUGCCGGAGGUCAAGGACCUGAUUCACAGUGAGCAACAUAUGUUUUCCGUCACCCCCCGCCGAUUCCUCCCGGGCUUCCGCAACCCCUGCUGGUACGAGGAGUACGCCGGCAACGUGACGUCGGACCCGUACCGCGCAAACUCGUACGCGCGCUACGCUCGCAGCUUCCGCGCCGUCUUCCAGCACUUGAGGAGCACGUUCCGGAAAAACUUGCUGAGCCGCGACGGGAAACUCUUCCGCAUCCGCUGCCUGCCGUACUUUUACAUCAUCGGACAGCCAAAGUGCGGCACCACCGACCUUUACGACCGCUUGCGGCUGCACCCCGACGUCAAGUUCUCCACCUUCAAAGAGCCGCACUGGUGGACCCGCAAGAGGUUCGGGAUCGUCCGUCUGAGCGAGGGCUUCCAGGACCGCUACCCGGUGGAGGACUACCUGGACUUGUUCGACCAGGCCGCUCACCUCAUCCAAGGCAGCCCGCCGGCCAACGGCAGCGGGACGCCCGCUCGCCCCGACCUCAUCAUCGGUGAAGCCAGCGCCUCCACCAUGUGGGACAACAACGCCUGGGUGCACUUCUACGACAACGCCAGCGCCGGGGGGGAGCCGCCCUUCCUCAUCCAGGACUUCCUGCACGCCCUGCAGCCCGACGCCCGCUUCGUCGUCAUCCUCAGGGACCCGGUGGAAAGGCUCUACUCGGACUACUUGUACUUCGGCAUCGCCAACAAGUCGGCGGAGGAUUUCCACGAGAAGGUGUCCGAGUCCCUGCAGCUGUUGGACGGCUGCCUCGCCGACUUCACGCUUCGCUCCUGCGUCUACAACACCACCCUCAACAACGCCAUGCCCGUGCGACUGCAGGUGGGCCUCUACGCCGUCUACUUACUGGACUGGCUGAGCGUCUUCGGGCGGGAUCAGAUCCUGGUCCUCAGGCUGGAGGACCACGCCUCGGACAGGAAGCGCACCAUGCACACCGUCUUCCGCUUCCUCGGCCUCGAUCCCCUGAGCCCGCAAAUGGAGUCGGAACUGGACAGAAGCCCGGCGUCCAAUAGCAGGAGGCCGGCCGACAAGAACCUGGGCCCCAUGCUGCCCGCCACUCAAACGGUCCUCCGGCACUUCUACGCGCCCUUCAACCGCAAACUGGCCCAGGUCUUGCGCAAUGACUCCUUCCUGUGGCACGCCCGAGUAUGACCUCUGACCUCUACCUUGAACCCCGCGUAAUUGACGUCCGGCCCAAAAGAUUUGUACUUAUUUAUGAACCCCGCAAGAUGGCAGCAAAGGACUUUUUUAUUUUCCUCUCGGACGAGGCUACGGCCUGACUCAGUGAAGCUCCUCAGCUCACGUCAACACAGUUGCUUGGUACCAAGAUGCCGCUAGCGAACUAUAUUUCCCAUCCCUGCUCAGUUUCCGCUGGCAUCAGUCGUCUUUAACGAGUGCCCUUAAAUUAUUUUUUUAAUUUAUAAAAGUAGCAGAAGUUAAUCAAAGAUGGCAAAUAGCACAAGUGUGUUUCUGUGUACAAGAUGUACAGU
Molecule: messenger RNA, 1992 nt
Organism: Syngnathoides biaculeatus (alligator pipefish)
Lineage: Eukaryota; Metazoa; Chordata; Actinopteri; Syngnathiformes; Syngnathidae
Product: carbohydrate sulfotransferase 15-like
Exons: 7
Coding region: 38-1654 (538 amino acids)
Biological process (GO): hexose biosynthetic process
Molecular function (GO): N-acetylgalactosamine 4-sulfate 6-O-sulfotransferase activity
Source: RefSeq, a predicted model, not a curated record